This is a messenger RNA of Pelobates fuscus (common spadefoot toad), 2377 nucleotides long. Its product is annotated as class II histocompatibility antigen, M alpha chain. The transcript is spliced from 6 exons. Lineage: Eukaryota; Metazoa; Chordata; Amphibia; Anura; Pelobatidae. Gene Ontology annotation, biological process: antigen processing and presentation; immune response. Gene Ontology annotation, cellular component: MHC class II protein complex; membrane. Bases 452 to 1207 code for a protein of 251 amino acids. The record is from RefSeq and is a predicted model, not a curated record.
UCAGCCUGUACUCUCUGGGUUUCAUGUCAUUUUGGAGCUGCUGUUAGUCUGAAAAGGAAGACAAGUAUUAAAAGUAUUCUCUUUUGGUAUCUGCCAACCUCAGAGCUGAAACUUGAAUCUGAAGGAUUAAAUAUACUGGGGCUGGCUAGUAUACACUAACAUAUAGCUCUGUAUGAUGACUAAAUGAAAAUGAAAGCUGUACAUUUGUGCUUGUGACACAGUUUCACCUGGAGUGAACACAUCCUGGGAUAUGAGUGCUGACAGUAUACACCAAUGAAUUGCAUUAGAUAACAGGAGGAAGAACAAUGACUGAUAUAUACUAGGACACUACAGAGAUCCAUGGACUAAGACUGUACAGAGAUCUAGGGCUCCCACAGUUUACACUAGGAGGACUGGACAUAGAUCUCAACAUCCAUAGCUUUACCAGAUCUGAGCAACUCUAAUACUCAACAUGUGGUGCUUCUCUGCAAUCUGGUUGCUUCCCCUGAUGGUUGUGCAGGCUCAGGAUGUUGGCCAUCUCUUGUCAGACGUUCUGUUUUGCCAGCCUCAAGCCCCACAUUUUGGCCUGCUGAAAAUGUUUAAAGACGAUCAGAUGUUUACGUAUAAUUUUUCUGAUCACUCAGCAAUCCCUCAAAAAGCAGAGUUCGAGAAGUGGGCUGGCCAGAGCUUUCCAAAUCCUACAAAUAUAUCCUAUGAACUAAAGCUAUGUCAAACAUUUCUGGAGGUGUUGACUGAAGUACUGGAGAACAUCACACCAGAGGCCAAAGCUGAUACACAAGUGACCGUAUUAACUGCACAUCCGGUCACCGUGGGUUCGCCGAACACGUUAAUUUGCUUCGUUGGUAAUAUGUAUCCGCCUGUGUUAACCAUCACGUGGUAUAAGAAUGACCAGGAGGUGACAGAAGGGAUAACCUACUCUGGGUACUCUGCAGUGCUAGAUCCUCACUCCCAGACCUUCAGCCGAAACUACCAGACCUUCUCAUACCUAAACUUCACUCCUCACAGUGACGAUACAUACACCUGCAUUGCGCAUGGUGGAGGACAAAACGCAACUUCAACUGUUGGAUACUGGGUUGCGGACAGCACCGUCCCAUCUGAUAUACUGGAGAACGUUCUGUGUGGUUUGGGUAUUGGCCUGGGAGUCCUGUUCCUCAUUGUGGGGAUUGUGUUCUUCUACCUGGCUUCUAGAGAAACAAACACUGAUUGAGCCAAUGGGACUUGACAGAACCUCCUAUUUCUAGAUGAGUCAGUGUCCUGAUGACUGUUAUCCCUGAAGGUGUAUGCUCAAUGAUUCUGACCUCAAUGGACAAGCCAUUAUCCACUGUUAGCCAACAUCAGAAAUGUUGUACUUGAUUUCUUGACGAACACGUUCCCGUCCACCAAGCUGCACUGAGUUAUACUUUGGACUUUCACACAAACUGUUAAUGAAUUAAAUGAAGGGUAAAUUAAUUCAGGGAUAAAUUAAAGGUAUUUUAAUUCAAAGCAUUAUGAAAUGAUGAAUAGACCCACACAGUGUGUCUGAUAUGAGCUUAGCUUUUUAGCAGUGAGUUCAUUUUCCCAUUUCCACAUUCUUCGUGUCUUGCUUUACCGCUGAGUAUUUGGGAGAGUGCAUGUGAAGAUGUUAGUGACACUCACAGAUUGUAUUGCAGCAGAGAUAAUAUUAGAAAUGUAUAACAUGUGAGAUUAAACUGUGACCAGGAGAAGGAUACAUUAUACAGCAAGAUCUAGUAAAACGCAGUGGAUCUAUGGAGGGUGCCAUACAUCAGGGCACUGGUUUUCAUGCUGGUGUGCUCCAUACCACCUAAAUUAUGUGCCAUGAAAACAUCUGCUUCAGGAAUAUAAAAAGCUGAAAACAAUCCUUUAAUAUGUAUUUUUUAAUAUGUCAUUAAAAUUAUUCUCAUCUGGCAAUUAAAGUUAGUACAUCAAUUUAGCUUAAAGCAUGUGCUAUACAUGUUGGGAAUAUCUCUCCAGCAAGGAUACCAAUAAGUGUGACAUUUAUGAGGGACCCAAAGUAAAAACAAAUAAAGUAUGCAGGCCAUGCAAAUAUGUUCUCUCACCGAUGCAUGUCUUGGUCCAAAACAGGCUGAGAAUUACUACACUAGUAGUUUCUCUUUACUGUGCACAAACCAUUGAUAAGGCUGCUCUUGAUUGACAGAUAAAUAACUGAGAGGUAUCUAUCUAUUCAUUCCUCUGUGUUUAGAAUGUUUAUGAAUUGUAUGUGGAUUUCUGACUCGUAUGCAAAGUGAAAUGUGGGUCUUUACUGAGUGCUUGUGCAUUUAGGUGAUACUGUCGUGUGUGGAUAGAUGGUACUACUACUGAGGUAUGGCUUAUAUGCAAUUUCCAAUUCUUUCAUUUCUAAUAAAAUGGCCUUUGACAA